Messenger RNA from Fusarium venenatum, 498 nucleotides. The record is from RefSeq and is a predicted model, not a curated record. Lineage: Eukaryota; Fungi; Ascomycota; Sordariomycetes; Hypocreales; Nectriaceae.
AUGGGGCUCCUCUCCGGAUUGAUCAUUCUUCUUGACCUUCCACAUUUCUGGAUAAAGUUGAUUUUCCCAACAGCUUCCUACAUGCCAACAUGGGCGCUGCUCUGUACAAAAUCUGCUCCGAAGCUAGCUCUAUUUUUGUUAUUAGCGAAUCUAACGCCUGGUCCAGCGUUCUGGUACCGGUACUUCAGCCUCCAGGACAAGCAGUGCACGAACCACUUUUCUAGAGGCAAACUGGCAAGCAAGGCUACGAUCUCGGGGAUGCAACUCCAUGCGUAUGCCACAAUUAGCCUAGGCCCUGUCACAGUCAGGGUUACUCUCUCAGCUGUCAAAGACGUGCGCAUGCAAACGAGGCAAGCGAUCAUUUUGCCCCUGAACACAACCAACCAACCCCAUGCAAUGAUAACAUUGCCGAGAUGUAAGAAAGAAAAGACAAUCUUGCUGUUCGAUGGCUGUCACGAAAGCAAGGGCUCCUCAAUCAGCUCCAUUGAAACACGGUGA